GCCUACCUGAAACGAACAGGGCUUUGGGUUUGGGUCGGGCAUUUAGUUUCUAGUCUUUUUCUUCUAUUUCUGUGACCUCGGACAAGUCACUUCAUUCUGUGUCCACCCUGCAAAGUAAUGGUGACACCAGGGUACUGAUUUUACAGGUCUUUGUAAAUGUGAAAGCAUUUUCUGUUUAUUAAACCUGCCCUUAUUUUAGUAGAUAAUAGAGUGUAGCAGAGAGAAUCCUGGUUAAGGAAAGACAAGUCUUUGGUUAGCUGUCACGUUCUCCGUAGUGACCUCCUCCGUGUCACCUUUAACCUUUCACACAGGAAGUAGGAGGCCUGGACCAGAUGACCUCUAGGAUCUUUUGGCUCUAAGGCUACUGGCAGGAGCAGGAUUUGGAGCUGGGAACUCUGGCUCCACUCGACGAGGCCAUCAGCUCCACAGUCUGGAGCACUCCUGACAUGCUGGUCAGUCAAGACAGUCAGCCCUGGACAUCUGAUGAGACCGUGGUGGCUGGCGGCACCGUAGUGCUCAAAUGCCAAGUGAAAGACCAUGAGGACUCAUCCCUGCAGUGGUCUAACCCUGCUCAGCAGACUCUUUACUUUGGGGAGAAGAGAGCCCUUCGAGAUAAUCGGAUUCAGCUGGUUAAAUCCACACCCCAUGAGCUCAGCAUCAGCAUCAGCAAUGUGGCCCUGGCGGACGAGGGAGAAUACACCUGCUCCAUCUUCACCAUGCCUGUGAGAACUGCCAAGUCCCUCAUCACUGUGCUGGGAAUCCCACAGAAGCCCAUAAUCACUGGCUACAAGUCAUCAUUACGGGAAAAGGAGACAACCACCCUAAACUGUCAGUCUUCUGGGAGCAAACCUGCAGCUCAUCUCACCUGGCGGAAGGGCGAGCAAGAGCUUCAUGGAGAACCAACCCGAAUACAGGAAGAUCCCAAUGGUAAAACCUUCACCGUGAGCAGCUCGGUGACGUUCCAGGUUACCCGGGAGGAUGAUGGGGCCGACAUCGUGUGCUCUGUGAACCACGAAUCACUAAACGGAGCUGACAGAUCCACCUCUCAGCGCAUUGAAGUUUUAUACACACCAACAGUGAAGAUUAGGCCAGACCCUCCACAUCCCCGCGAGGGCCAGAAGCUGUUGCUACACUGUGAGGGUCGUGGCAAUCCUGUUCCCCAGCAGUACCUGUGGGAGAAGGAGGGCAGUGUGCCACCCCUGAAGAUAACCCAGGAGAGCGCCCUGAUCUUCCCCUUCCUCAACAAGAGUGACAGCGGCACCUACGGCUGCACAGCCACCAGCAACAUGGGCAGCCACAAGGCUUACUAUACUCUCAAUGUGAACGACCCCAGUCCAGUGCCCUCGUCCUCCAGCACCUACCACGCCAUCAUUGGCGGGAUCGUGGCUUUCAUCGUCUUUCUGCUGCUCAUCCUGUUCAUCUUCCUGGGCCACUACCUGAUUCGGCACAAAGGAACCUACCUGACACAUGAAGCUAAAGGCUCCGACGACGCGCCCGAUGCGGACACGGCCAUCAUCAACGCGGAAGGCGGGCAGUCAGGCGGGGACGACAAGAAGGAAUAUUUCAUCUAGGGUGCCCACCCACUUCCUGUGCCCCUCCAGGGGCCCCGUGGGGACUUCUGGGGCCAUAACCAACUCGGACUUGUACAGAGCAACCCCAGGGCCACCCCUCCUGCUUGCUCCCCAGCCCCCACCCCUGUACAGAAUGUCUGCUUUGGGUGCGGUUUUGUACUCGGUUUGGAAUGGGGAGGGAGGAGGGUGGGGGGAGGGAGGGCUGCCCUCAGCCCUUUCCAUGGCUUCUCUGCAUUUGGGUUAUUAUUAUUUUUGUAACAAUCCCAAAUCAAAUCUGUCUCCAGGCUGGAGGGGCAAGGGCCCUGGGGUGAGAAGAGCAAAAACCUGGAGCUUUGGGAGGAGAUGAGGGUGAAGAGGUAAGGACAGGAGAGGAGCAGGGCUGGUUUAGUUGGGGCUCGCAGCCCUGCUCCUCUACAGCAGAGCCGCUCCUGGCUGCCUCUGGGAAUGGGGAGUUGUGAGCAGGAGCUGGAGGGGCCUGUCCUCUGCUGAUAGUCACAUACCUGGAGCUGUGGACAGAGACACAGGUCCCGCUCUGACGCCCCUGCUCCACUCCGAUGGAGAAGGAAUGAAUGGGGGUCCCUGAGGAGGUGUGACCUGCCGGUGGCAUGCAGCCCCAGAGCCCCAGGGCUUCCAUGUAGGAAGGACGUGGCUCCCUGCCAAGAGGGGUAGAUUUGGAGAGAAAGGAUGCCAGAGAUGGCCCCACCUACCCCUUGUCCCCCGUGAUGUAUGAAACCGGGCCCUUUACACAGGAGUUGCCCUUGGGGGAAUCGCAGGGCAAGGCUGCCCUGCUUGCUCCAGCAGCUAUGGGAAAGGCCCUGCUCCAGGCCAACUGUCUGCUUCGCUGCCCAGGGGCCCCUCACUCUCACCCGACCCGGGCUGUUGCUCGGCACCCACUCUGUUGGCGUUGUUUACCAGCUCCUCCCACCCUGUGCCCCUUGCCCCUUCCAGGUCCUAAGCUCUCCCUUAGUCCUUCCUCCCUUCCCCAGCAGCCAGGCAGAUAUAGCCACAAAAAUACUAAAAGGAGCUUCACUACACUGUUUCCUGCCCAAACAAAGAAAAUAAUGUGAACUUUG
This is a messenger RNA of Miniopterus natalensis, 2644 nucleotides long. The record is from RefSeq and is a predicted model, not a curated record. NCBI's taxonomy places the organism in Eukaryota, Metazoa, Chordata, Mammalia, Chiroptera, Miniopteridae.